Molecule: messenger RNA, 1918 nt
Organism: Vespula pensylvanica (western yellowjacket)
Lineage: Eukaryota; Metazoa; Arthropoda; Insecta; Hymenoptera; Vespidae
Product: sodium/hydrogen exchanger 9B1-like
Exons: 7
Coding region: 285-1916 (543 amino acids)
Source: RefSeq, a predicted model, not a curated record
CGAUAUUUGUGAUUCGGACAUUUAUGACGCGUACCUUCUCAUCAAAAUCGUUUUCCAAACUUUGUAAUAUCCUCGUUUUCUAUCGUUGAUUGGCCUGGAAUUAAAUUCUAUUGGCAUAAGUCAACUUUCGCUUUCGAUGAAAAUACAUAGCCGCCGCGCAUGAAAUAUUUUUCAAAUAUUUGUUAAAAACGUCUUUUUCUUUUGCAAAGUUUCAAAUAUUAAUUGACAAACGAAUAUAUUGGUUCUAUCGAAAUAUUAGAAAAGGAUGUAACUGACUCGUGAAGAUGAAUGUAGAGGAAGUGUACAACAAAAACAUACGUUCGGCAAGGAACGAAGAAAACGAAAUGGACGAGGAAGAGGACGAGGAGGAGGACGAUAAUACCUGCUGCUCCCGAGCAACGUUUUGCAACCCGAUAUUGCGCGACAUCAUCGUAACCGAUUCAAUCUUGAGAUUCUUCGGCACGGAAAUAACGUGGGCUAACCUAUUCUGGCUGACGAGCGUUACAGCGAUGAUCCUGAUGGCCUGGAUAACUCUCUUCUUUGUCCUCGGCGAAACGAUGUUACCCAGAGGCAGUUACUUUGGUCUCUUCGUUAUCGUCGUGUUCUCUUAUUUCCUUGGAUGGAUACUCGCCUACAUUCCAUACGCGAACCUUCCACCCGUCUUCGGCAUGCUCCUAGCCGGUAUAAUCGUGAGAAAUACAAAUUUCUAUGACAUUAGACAGGAACUUGGCCUCAAAACACUAGCGAAAAUACGAACGCUCUGUUUGACCUUCAUCAUGAUACGCGCCGGUCUUCAACUGACUACCACGCCGAUCCGUCGACAUCCCGUCUUCGUCGCAAUUCUUGCUGUCCUACCCUGUACCAUGGAAAUGUUCAUCCUUGCUAUUUGCGCAAAAUAUAUCCUUAAUUACCCUUGGAACUGGGCCUUUAUGACCGGUACAAUCAUUGCUUGUAUGUCCCCUGUUGUUACUGUCAAUUGUAUGCUGGCACUGGCCGAACAUGGCUACGGUGAAGACAAAGGAUUGGCUUCUUUACUUAAUGCGGCUACUUCCAUCGACGACAUACACAUCCUCUCGCUGUUCUCCAUUUUCUACGCCGCCGUCUUCGGCGAAGAUCAUCCAACUAAGUGGUGGUCGUAUAUACCUAGUGGCCUUCGAGAUCUUAUCCUAGGCAGUUUGGUAGGACUCCUUCUUGGUACUUUCUUGGCCUUUUUCCCCCAUCGUAAUCAUGAAUACGCAACGUGUUACCGACUGUCAAGCUUGGUACUGGCUGGGUUAAUGUGUACCUCGUCGACAUUGAAACUCCCCAUCACCGGUGGACCAUACAUUGCUAUCAUAAUAAUGUCCUUCGUAGCUACUACAGGAUGGCGAAUAUUAACAGUAUCCUACGACACAAUGCCAUUUCGAAGAGCAACGUACUUCCUCUGGCAUUUUAUGCAGCCCGUUUUGGUUGGUGUUAUCGGAGCCGAUAUCGAUUUUACGGACUGGUCCUUAUCAAGAUUCGGCCUUUAUUGUAUUUGCAUACUCAUUGGUUUAACGACACGUUGCACCGUUGCCAUUUUAUCGACGAUCAAGACGCCCUUCUCCUGGAAGGAACGAACAUUCAUCGCUCUUGCUUGGAUUCCCAAGGGUACUCUUCAGGCUGCAUUGGCACCCAUGACCUAUGAACGCACGACCGAAGAAAAUCCAAAACAAAUCGAACUGGCACUCGACGUCAUCAGAAUGUCGAUAGUUGCUAUCGUCUUUUUAGCGCCUCUCGGUGCGAUCGUCAUGAUGAUAUCCGGCCCUAUUCUCUUGAACAAGCUCAGCAUGGAAGAACAUGAGAGGGAACGCCGAUUGAGUUACUUUCGUAUUCGAAGCCUACAGCCUAUUAGGACUCGAGGAAAAAAAAUCAGCAUAUCCGCUGAACUGUCGUGAUU